GACAACCCAACAUCGAGCAACCGUCCGCACGGCGCAGAUGAAGGUGACAGCUGGGCAGCGGUAUGGUGUGCGUGAUAGGUAGGCGAAUUGAGGUCGUCGAAUUCCGACAGGCAGAAAAUGUAAACACAGAGAGAGAGAGUAGUAGAUGAUUUGUACAUUUAGUAGGAUUGUGGCCAUUGCAAAUUUGGUGAAAUAGAAAAGUGAAUUCUAGUGCAAAGUUUUAGUUUGCUAUUUGUUAAAGAUUUUGUUUGAGUGAAAGCGGACGAUAUUGAGAACGAGCUGGAGAUCCGGGAAGCUAGAUAGGGUAUUUCGGAUACAGCUAUCAUCAAGCGAGUCCCGAGCAGUCGAAGAUAACCUGAAAGGGGUAAAAAGGGAUUAAAGAAACUAUAAAAUGUAAGUUGAUAAAAGUAGUUUUAAGAAUGUUUGAAGAUUGCUAAUAUGAAUAAAUUUAGUUUCAAGCUGCUGUACAAUAAACACUGCUGUGGAAAUUACGUUUCGCAAAUUACUCCGAAACUUUUGACGCGAACAUUCUUGAAAAUUUUAUAAUGUCGCGAUCAAUUCAAGACCCGGAAAAGACGGGAUUUAACUGCGCGGGAUGUCGUCGUCCGGAUGAUGACGAAAGUGAGAUGGUGUUUUGUGAUCAUUGCCAGCGGUGGUACCAUUUCGGGUGCGCCGGUGUUUCGGCUGAAGUGAGGGAUGUUUCGUGGUCCUGUGAAGAGUGUCUGCGGCGUUCGGCGGACAAAGAGGGGCCUCCCGGCCUGGAAGAGGAGUGCGAGAAACUCGAGAAGGAGAUGGAGAAGGAGAGACAGGCCAUGGAACUGCAAACGAUCCUACACAGGAAGCGGCUGGAACACCAAAAGAAGCUGUUUCUGCUGCGGCAGGAAGCGGAAAGAGAAAGGCGCGAAAUGGAGUUGGCGUACGAGAAGGAGCAAAUGGAGCUACAAGCGGCCGAAGAAGAAGCGCACCGGAAGAAGCGCGACGAAGUGCUGAAGCAGGUGCAGAAAAGGCUGGAGAAAGUGAAGCUCGAUUCGGCGAGGGAAGAGGUAGCGGAACUGGAGGAAGAUGGAGCAUCCGGAGGCGAAAAAGGAGGAGCCAAGGAAGGUAGGAAGUCCAAGCAAGCGAAGCCGGGGAUGAAACAGCCGGAAGAAGAGGAGCCUGAGAAGCGAAAGUCGGGCAAAUCGGACCGGAAACUAGCUAAACCGGCCAAAGCAGACCGCGAGGAUUACCGUGGAGCCUUCAGCAAGUUCUCCACACCGAAGGCAUCUGGAAUUGCACCACCCGUCCUGCAGGACAUAACCUCGCUCCCAGCGGUGAGCCACAAGAAAACUCCGCUCGGCCAUCCGGAGCCAAGUCAGCGAACCAAGUGA
Molecule: messenger RNA, 1367 nt
Organism: Aedes albopictus (Asian tiger mosquito)
Lineage: Eukaryota; Metazoa; Arthropoda; Insecta; Diptera; Culicidae
Exons: 2
Coding region: 546-1367 (273 amino acids)
Source: RefSeq, a predicted model, not a curated record